AGAUUCAAGGUUAGAGCUGAAUCAUUCCUGGCAGGUAUUGUGUGACGCAGGUAUUUUCUGACGCAGGUAUUGUGUGACGCAGGUAUUUUCUGACACAGGUAUUGUUUAACGUAACUCAAGUGUCAGUUUGUGACAUUGAGAGAAUAUUGUGACAGCGUGUGCUGGCAGUUAUCAACAUUUAGAGGACAUUGAAUCUAAGGCAUGUAAGGGUACAACUGGAUCCAACUACAACUGAACUAGGCCAGUAAAGUAGCACAAAAGAACUGAACAACAGAACACAAUAUAAUUUAUCCAAUGACAUUAGAAAUUGAGCAGCUAGAGGUAACACAACGCCAAAUUUGCAGGCGCAUACAAUUUUUGCCCAAGAACAGUAGUAACCCAACUUCAAUUAUGCCCCUCGGGAUUAUGCCAAUACAAAUGAAAAUCAUGUACGAUCGACUGCUGAUGUUUUUCGGAAUACUUUGUCUGCCAAUGAAUAACAUUUAUAAACAACUCAUGUUGUUAAGACUUACUCAGAUAGUAACGUGCAGCUUGCCAUCAUGGAAUUCACCUAUAUCAAGAAUGUGGCAAUGUGUACAGCGGUUCAACCUAGAAGAGGCAGUCAUAGAAAUGCUUACCUCUGCCAUUUUCCCAACAAAACCUGCUUGGAAGCUCAAGAUUAGAGACUUAAUAGGCUGCGAGAUAAGACGAGACUUUAGGACAACAAGCUCAAUGUACAAUAGGCACGAAAUAUGUCAGAACAUUUGCGAUAUCAGUGAGACGUCAGCAGGUCUUAUGAAGCCAACUGCCUGGUGGACGUUAUCAAGACUAAAACCAGAACUUCUCAUACCAUGUAAAAACAUAAUGCGCCUCGCCACGGACUGUCAUGAUCUUCGCGUUAAAAAUUCUGGUAUUAACUGUAUAUGUGUGCUAUGUGAUUUAUUUGAAAUAGAAACAAUUGACCACUUUCUGAAUUCUUGCAACGCGUACUCAGAUGAGCAUGCCAAACUGACAUUAAUCACAAGGAAAUAUAUUAAUGCUUAUUCAAGAACAUCUGUUCUAUUUGCAUUCAACGAAGUUAACGUUGACACAGAGGACAUGAUAGAGAUAUCUAAAAUCAUCUUAAGUAUGACAAACAAAAGGUCACGCAUGAUGAGAGCCUAUGUAGGCAACACAGGUUGCUCUUAGUUAUUGACUGUAUUUAAACAAUCGGGUAAUACCGCAAGUUUGUGUUUCAAACAAAAUAACAAAGACAUGUACAUAAUAUAGAUUGGUUUAUUUUUAUGUUCGAUUUCACAAUACAUAGAUUGUAAUUUAUAAUGUGUUAAACUACUCUGUUUAAAUACAGGCAAAUAAAUGAUAAUAAUAAUAAUA
Owenia fusiformis is the source of this 1353-nucleotide messenger RNA. The record is from the annotation of a GenBank genome assembly. Lineage: Eukaryota; Metazoa; Annelida; Polychaeta; Sabellida; Oweniidae.